AUGCCGAGCAUUUUUGGGAAAUCCGGCUCCACCGCCGGCCGUGCCAAGACCCGGCACAAGUCGAUCCGGGGUACCAUCUCGGCUCCGAUUCCGAUACCCACGAGUCCGGAAGACGACGAGUUCCCGAUCCGGAAUCCGGGCUCGGCCAAGGCGUCAAUAAAAACAGAUGACGAAUUUCCAAUCCGCCAGCCGGGAACUGGGGUUGCGAUCCCUCUACCAACGACUGACGGUCCUGGGUCAUCACCGGAGGAGCCCGCCGAGGGGCCACAGGUGCCUGAGCUGGGAGGCCAGCAAAAUCAGCAGCCCAGCGAGCUCGAAUCCAACCCCGAUAGCGGCACUGGACUUGGAGGCGAGCAGGAGAAAUCGCAAGGCCUUUCACCGAUUCCUGAACCGGCUUCAGGCAGUGGCGGCUCAGGAGGCACUGCCUCGCCUUCGCCGGCUGCGCCACCAGCAAGACGGGCCACAAACCCUGCUCUCAGUACUGUGCGGUAUUCCAUGAUUAGCGAUUCCAGCAAACAGACCACGCAGAGCAAAGAUUCUCCGCACCGCAAGAAGUCUACUUUGCGGUCCGCGUUGGGAAGGUUGUUCGGGCGAGGCAAAAAGAAGGCUGCCAACGGAGGGGGUCAGGACGCUCCUAGGGAUUCUGGACGCGAAUCCAGACCCCUAGGAUCUGUACAGCAUCGGAGCGACCCCACAGCGCUUACCCGCCCAAACCAAAGGUCGCCGAAGCGGUCAGCCUCUUUGCCGAUGAGCGAGUUCGAUAGACCACUUCGGUCCCACUCCGUUGGUCCUGACGAUAUCAUGGCCAUCGAGAGCUGCACAAGGCCUCGUGCCAGCCGGGGUGGCGAUAGGGCUGACCCCGAUGAUCCCAGCGAGAUUGGCCGCGCAAUUACGAGCGACAGUGGUGGCGGACUUCGGCGGCGGUCCCGGAGCCUUUCCGGAUUGCAGGGCCUGGCCGGCAUCCAGCGCGGCGGCCGCCGGCGGAGCGAUGAGAUACGCUAUUGGCGCGAGUCGUACAACCCAGGGUUUAUGUCGCCCUUGUCGUCGAAUGCGCAUGAUGAUGUCGACGACACCGGCAUGGUAGACAUCAGCGCGCCCGAGAGCCCCGCAGCCGAGAGACCUCCCAGGACCCCUCCCCAACCGUUCAACUUUGGCCUGUUGUCCAAGGAAAUGCUGGGCAUGAAGAUCACCCAUGCCGCGGACAUGGACAUGCGUCUCGGGGGCCUCGAGUCUCGGACGCUACACCUCGAGCGCGCCGUCGACAAGCUAUGCAGCACCGUCCCUGGCGUCAAGCGGGUGGUCGAUCGCAAGGACAUGGCCCGGCCCGGCAGCUCGCGGCGAUCCCUCGAGACCGACACACAAUCCCAGAUCUCCCUCAACGACUACCAAACAUACACAUCCUCCCUCCAACCACCCCCCUACCCAGCUCCCAAAGCCAAAGCUACCGCCACCACCACCACCACCACCGCAACCCCGCACACCCCCAACCGGCCCACCUCAGGCAGCACCACCGUCCGCGGCGCCGCCAGCCUCCCCACCCUCGCACUCACCGGCGGGCCCGACCCGUCCUCCCGGGACGAGGCCACCACCACCACCACCACCACGAUAGCCAAGCUCCGCGCCGACCUCGACGCCGAGCGCGCCGCGCGCCAGGCCCUCGAGGCCCAGGUCAAGAAGCUCUCGGAGCGCCUCAACACCCUGUCCACGACCAUGUUUGCCAUGGUGCGCGGGCCGUCCGAGUCGCGCUCGCACGAGCGGCUGGCGUUGGCUGGGGGUGGGAGUGGCGGUAGUGGUGGUGGUGGUGGUGGUGGAUCGGCGCUAUCGCUGCCGCUGACGCCCAAGAUGGCCUCCCCGCCGCUGCUUGCGCCGCCGCCGGCACUGUUUCCGCGGGAGCAGCUGUCCGUGUUUGAGACGGAUGACGAUGAUGACGAUGACGGUGAGGUGUCUGGGGCGCCGCUGGCCACUACUGCGAGUGCUGGCGCUGGUGCUGGUGCGGGUGCUGGGGCUGUGAAAAAGCAUGCCAGGGGGCGGGAUCUGGACGAGGGCGAGGUCACGGAGGACGAUUUCCAGACGCCGAGGGAGGGGCGGACGCCUAUGGUUGGGUAUGGCGCCUUUGGUGAGGAGCUUCGGCCUGAGGAGGAUGACGAUGACGAGGAGGGUGGGGAUGAGGAUGAUCGGAAGAGGAGGAAGGCGGCGAGGACGUUGAGCUUGAGUCAGCUUACCCUGGGGAAGGGCAAGCGGGCGAAGGUGUGA
Molecule: messenger RNA, 2253 nt
Organism: Chaetomium globosum CBS 148.51
Lineage: Eukaryota; Fungi; Ascomycota; Sordariomycetes; Sordariales; Chaetomiaceae
Exons: 4
Coding region: 1-2253 (750 amino acids)
Source: RefSeq, a predicted model, not a curated record